Messenger RNA from Suillus paluster, 2873 nucleotides. RefSeq names its product phenylalanine ammonia-lyase. The transcript has 8 exons. Bases 1 to 2472 code for a protein of 823 amino acids. The record is from RefSeq and is a predicted model, not a curated record. Lineage: Eukaryota; Fungi; Basidiomycota; Agaricomycetes; Boletales; Suillaceae. Gene Ontology annotation, molecular function: ammonia-lyase activity.
AUGGCUACUCAUGCUCUCGUCUCCCAGUACGUCCAGGAUGUCAAGGAGCUUGACUCUUACCUUACAGGAUCUCCAAUCGCCCUCACAGGAUCUACCCUGUCUCUUUCUCAGAUUGCUGCUAUCGCCCUCUACCCGCCCUCUUCUCCUUGCAUCAAUCCCGUUAAACUCCAACUUACUGAUGAUCAGAAUGUCAAAGCAAAAGCAUCUGCUUCCCGUGCUGUCAUCGAGAGCAAGGUCGCAGCAGGCAUUAGUGUCUAUGGUGUCAGCACUGGUUUUGGUGGCAGCGCAGAUACAAGGACAGAUGACCCUAUUGCACUCGGUGCCGCCCUCCUGCAGCACCAGCAUGCCGGCGUUAUUCUCCCUACUUACGCACCCACCGCUAUCCCGACCCUCUCUUCUUUCAGCAAUUCUCAUCUCAACAUUUUCCCUUCCCCCGCCCCGCUCUCUGAUCCAUUCACCAGUACUACUAUGCCACCCACUUGGACGCGCGCCGCUCUCCUUAUCCGCGCUAACAGUAUCAUGCGCGGACACAGUGGUGUCCGCUGGGAACUUGUCCAGAAAAUGGCAGAGCUUAUAAACAAAGGCGUUACCCCUGUUGUCCCUAUGAGGGGCAGCGUCAGUGCCAGUGGAGACCUAUCCUCCCUCUCUUACAUUGCCGCAACACUCAUCGGAAACCCCGCUAUCAGGGCUUGGGUUCCUUUGCCCCGCCCCUCUUCAGAUGUACCCAGUACAUCCUCAACCCCCUUUUCAACUGUAACAUCUUCGCCACACUCCUCACCCCAAUUGUCACCCUUCUCUCCGUCUACCCCACUGCUUCCCUCAGCCGAUGCCCUACCAAUAAAAACUCCCAAAUUGGACAACUACGAAUCGUACGCCCUCCUUCCUGCCCCGCAGGCCUUGCAGGUUGCCGGCAUCACCCCCCUCCCGCUCUCGAGUAAGGAGCAUCUAGGGAUCCUGAAUGGCACGGCAUUUAGUGCGGCUGUAAGUGCGUUAGUUGUGAGAGGUGCGCGGGGGGUGGGUGUGCUAGGUGCCGUCCUAACAGCCAUGUCUGUUGAAGCGAUGCUCGGUGCGAGGGGCAGCUUCGAUCCAUUCGUCGGCGAGGCAAGGCCACACAUUGGACAAAUCCACUCCGCACAUCUUAUGUACACUCUGCUCGACGGGUCUUCCUUUGCAAGUGCACAUGAGGUAGAAGUCAAGAUUGAGGAAGAUGCCGGCGUGUUGAGGCAGGAUCGGCAAGUUCCGCUUUGCUUGGUCACAUCACUGAACGUUAACCCCGCACGCAGUUACUCCCUCCGCACAGCCCCCCAAUGGCUCGGUCCCCAAUUCGAGGACCUCGCAAAUGCAGCACAAGUAAUCACAACCGAGGUUAACUCCACCACCGACAACCCGCUCAUCGAACCCCCUUCUGCGUCCAACAACCAGACCGGACAGAUUCAUCAUGCAGGCAACUUCCAAGCGCUCGCCAUUACGAACGCGAUGGACCACGUCCGUCUCAGCCUCGCUCACAUCGGCAAGCUGAUGUUCGUGCAGCUCACGGAAAUUGUGAACCCAGCCAUGAACAGGGGCUUGCUCCCCAAUUUGGCUGGUGGAGAGGUCGGAUUGGAUUUCGGGUUCAAGGGUGUUGACAUCGCUGCUGCGUCAUAUACGGGCGAGUUGAAUGCACUUGGGGGAAUGAACGUCGGCGUCGGCAACGUGAGCGCUGAGAUGCACAACCAGAGUGUCAAUUCCCUCGCGCUCAUCUCAGCGCGGUACACCCUGACUGCACUCGAAGUGUCCACUCUUCUCGCCGCCUCACACCUCCUCGUGAUCUGCCAGGCGCUCGAUCUCCGCGCACUCGGCGAGGAACUGCGUGAGGCGCUCCCAGGACUCAUCCGCUCAUCCCUCCUCGAUGCCUUCCCUUCGCUUACUGAUGACACUACAGCUACCUCGCUCGUGGCUGCUUGUCUCCCAACACUCACAGAGACACUCGACCACACAACGACGCUCGAGACAAACGCGCGGAUGCACAAAGUUGCAGGCGCAUGCGUGGUGCCGCUCAUCACGACGCUGUCAACCUCUCCAGUGCAGGGCGCAGAUCUGGGCGCGCUCCCGGUGUUCAUUGCAGCGCUUGCCACGCGCCUAGUUAAGAAGCUGACGGAGCUGCGGUGCGCGUAUCUAGGCGUACAACCGAACGCUGUGCGCGGUGCAAGCCCGAGUGCUGAGGAGACAGAGGUGGCGUGGCGUGGGCCCGCCCCAGCAAGCAAGUACCUCGCGCCGCGGACGCGUGCGCUGUACGAGUUUGUGAGGGUGAUAUUGGGCGUGCGGAUGCACGGGGCUGGGAAUCUCAAGGGGGAUGUGUUUGGAACGCGGGAUGGCCUGGAUGGAGAAGAGGGGACGAUCGGGAACGGGGUUUCAGUUAUCUGUGAGGCGAUCAGGGAUGGGAGAGUCGGGCGUGUUGUGGUGGAGAUGCUGGAGGGCAUAGAGGACCUGUGAGGGGCCUUUGUAAUGACCGACUUUCUGCGUCUUUCCAUGGAGGCUAGCUUCCAGGCAUCCGCGCACUCAUCGUCCCCCUCCCCCUGGGCUGCGCCCACUUUAGCUCGGCAUUCGUCCAGUCAGAGCAGAUUGGGUGAGGUGGCCCUUGCAUAUAGUAUUCUCGUCCUCCUACUUUUCUAACUAUUUUACAUCAACGGGACUUUCUCGUUCAUCGACAUCCAUCAUUCCCUUGUUUGUAUUACUUAGUUACCACAUACAGCCUCCACGCAUUUCUUUCCUAUACUAGUUCAAUGAUUCCCCUCUAUAUCAUGCGGAACAGGGCUUGGAUACAGUAUGCAUUUAUGAUCUAUAUUCUAAUAGAGUUUUUGAAGCCUUUUGAUUCUUGUUGAGCGGAAAGUGCU